Molecule: messenger RNA, 1281 nt
Organism: Cetraspora pellucida
Lineage: Eukaryota; Fungi; Glomeromycota; Glomeromycetes; Diversisporales; Gigasporaceae
Source: the annotation of a GenBank genome assembly
AUGGAACACAAAGUAGAUCCAAGAUUAUGGGGUGAUUUUAUGACAAUGUUCAUCAAAGCAAUCUCAAAAGACACAGAACCCACUGAAUUGAUUAAAAGCUUAAUUGAAAAUUUUUUCAGAGAUUGUAGAAUAGAUAUGUUUACCUUAACACCUGAAAGAUCUAAAGAUAUACUUAAAAUUGAUGAUAUUAAUAAAGAGAUUAAACAAAGGCAAAGUUUGAUAGACAAAAUUAAACAAAAUCUUAUCAAAUAUCGAGAUGCUCAAAAAGAAGGUGAAAGUAAGGAUAAUGUACAAUUACUUACUAUCGCAAUUGUAUUCGCGUUUAUUCAUCUUACGAUUUUGAGAGAAAGGAAUAGGCAUUAUAAGGAUAUAUAUUCUAAAGGAUCAAAUGAAACUUAUGAAAAUGAUCUAAUACAAAAGGUACAGGAAUAUAAACAAUAUUUUAUAGAGAUGUAUGACAAAUGGGAAGAUUGGCGUAAAAGUCUCAUUAGUUUUGAAAACGGUUACGAUAAGAACAUUGAUUUUCCUUGUAUAGUACAAGAUAGUUUUCACGAUUUUUAUAUAUCCUUUAAAUGUCCGAAUUCAAUUGAUGAGAUAAGUGAGAAUAAACGUCGUAAAUUAUGUAUAGAUUCUCAAACGGCUUUUAUUAAUGAAGCGAAAAGCACAUUUAUGGAGAUGUAUCUAUUUACUUUCGAUUUGAAUAAAUUCUUACCUGGUAAAUGGGCAGCUCCUUCUGAAGCACCUAACCGAAAAAUUGGUACCCUUCAAUAUGGAAUUCUUGGAAAAAAUACUAUUCCAGAUCCAAAACAUUAUGGGACGGAUUAUGAUGAAGAUUUUCAAUUAAGUUCUGAUGAGCGUGGUAUCAUUAGAGGUUUAAACAUUCAUCAUUCUGAUGUGGUGCAUGGUUUAACGGUUAAAUACAAAGAUCGACCUUCGAUCACUGUAGGAGACGUAAAGGGUGGAGAAGUGACAACUAUUCGAGGUCUUAGUGAAGAUCAUUAUAUAACUUCGGUAGAAUUUUACUUUUAUGAUCGCAUCAUUAGCGGUAUUCAAUUUUAUUUCAACAGUACUCCAAACUCUGAUAUUCUUAAAAGUGACGUAGAGGCAAAUUCCACCGAUCUUUUGGGAAGUGACGUAAAUGCAAAUAGAUUUGUUAAUGGUCCUACUAAUGAUUUCAAAUUGGUAGGAAUUCAGAUGGCUUCAUCUAAAUCUUAUUCGAAAAAACUUGAUUGCUUGGGUUACUCUCUUUUAACUUUUGAACAUUUACGAAUAGCUGAAUAA